Fusarium redolens is the source of this 1365-nucleotide messenger RNA. Its product is annotated as fungal-specific transcription factor domain-containing protein. Gene Ontology annotation, molecular function: transcription cis-regulatory region binding; zinc ion binding; DNA-binding transcription factor activity, RNA polymerase II-specific. NCBI's taxonomy places the organism in Eukaryota, Fungi, Ascomycota, Sordariomycetes, Hypocreales, Nectriaceae. The coding region runs from base 1 to 1365 and encodes 454 amino acids. The transcript has 2 exons. Gene Ontology annotation, cellular component: nucleus. The record is from RefSeq and is a predicted model, not a curated record. Gene Ontology annotation, biological process: positive regulation of transcription by RNA polymerase II.
AUGUCAGGUGGCUCUCGGAGCCGAGAUGGCUGCUUCAACUGUCGAAGACGAAAACGAAGAUGUGACGAAGAGAAACCAACAUGUCGACGAUGUCAAAGAGCCGGGGAUGACUGUAUCUUUCCGAGUCCAGCUUCAGCAUCGAAUCCGUUAAAGUUUAUCGUGGCGGCUUCAAAUGAUCAUUAUCUGGUACCGAUUGAUAACCAGAGCCAUAGCUUUCUGAAUCUUUCACCUCGGGAACUUGUUGCUAUUUGCAAUACGACUGAAGGAAAGGGAAUUGUUUGGACACAGGAAUCUGUUCCCCGCAGUUUAUCACCGUUUGCCUUUGAGUCGGGACGUUCAGUCGAGAAAGCUCUCGUACAAUAUUUCAUUCCACGAAUGUUUUACCAAGGCCCUUUGUUCUCCGCUGUCCUAGCCAUGAGCGCAGCAGAAUGGGCACAAAACAUUGUUCCGGAUGGAAGAGACUACCGUGCUCUGUCAAUGCAGUACAAAGUCCGAGCUCUCCAUGAAUUACAACACGCACUUCCAGAUCCCCAAGGCAGUGAAGGCAAUCUUCUCACUUGUGUUCUUCUGGCAUCUCUUGAAAUCGCACAUGGAUCUUGUCCGACAUGGCUUCGUCAUCUUCAAGGCGCACUCGCUCUACUUGAGAGUUUCGGAAACAGUAUUGACCCCAAUGUGGCCGAGUUUGUACUCCAGUAUUUCCGGUUUCGAUAUAUUCUCAUGGAGACUACACAACCUACUCACCAGGACUCUUUACACCAAGCAAUGGCUGCUUUGGCCAAAGCUGAGGCUACACUCCCGCAUUCUCGAAAUCUGGUUGAUGAACAGAUUGGCUGCUCAAUGGAUCUCGUCGACAUCAUCAACGAAAUAUCGUCACUAUCUACUCACGACAUUUCCAAGGAUCAACUGUACACAACAGGCCAGGAAAUUGAACAACGACUCGAGGACCUCUCUUUUCAGGGCUCUGACGACUACCUCUUGCGAAGCGCCGAGUCUUUCAGAAUUGCGGCCCAAAUCUACCUCCGCCUUGUCUGUUACAACACAGCCAUCACUCACCCAUCAAUUCUGGCACUUCAUGAAUCACUUCUUUCUUGUCUCUCCGAUAUCAUCGUUGAAGGACAAACUCGAAGAUCAUUCCCCAUGUGGCCACUGUUCUUGGCAGGCUGUGCAUGCUCAUCGGAUGAGCAACGAAAGGUCGUGUUGGAUCACUUCAUGUUGAUGGAUAGUAAAUGGCCCAUUAGCAACAUAUCUGCUGUUUGGAAUGCACUCAAGCUGAUCUGGCAUACAAGAGAUCUUCAAGUAUCGAGUACAAACCAAGACUGGAGGGAGAUUAUUCACAAGUUUGGGUGGAAGCUCUCGCUAUCCUGA